GGCUGUUAAUUUGAAUUAUUGUGCAGUAGUUUCGCAGAACAUAGAGCAGAGAGUCGUGUCGGGCUCAUCACAAAAUGGCGUCCAGACUUAUUGUUUUAUCUGUGAUUCUCGCUGCCGCCUGGGCCGCUUCACCACCAGUACCACAACCCAAAUCUGGUAAAGUGAGGCCAUGCUACCUAAACGACUACAAAUGCAUCGCCGACAACCUGGCAGCUAACAGCAAAUGCAACAAGAAGGUCGUGGGUUCGGUGCCAAGCCAGUACACAGUGAGGAACCAGCGGUUCGAGACACCAUACUUUAACUCGUCGUACGUCGAUAACGUGUUGAUCGUGAGGAAUCAUAAUAAAUGCUACGUUUCGGAGUUCUUCUUCAACAUAGACAGAGACACGCUAGUCCUGUCGGUGGACUGCCCUAAACUCGACCUGGACUCAAACCGCACCCUCAUCCAGCACCACUCCUUAGGGGAGGAUACGGAAUACAACUACCACAUCAGGGGAAAUUACCCUCUCAUCCGCAUGACCACGAACCUGAAACACGCCGACAAACUGGACCUGUGCUCGGCCUACGUGCUGGGUGACGUCACCGCGCUGCCGAUCUUCAACAUUGAUCCACUUGACAAGCCAACAGCGAACUUCCUGUCGCACGACCUGACCUUCCUGAACAUCUACGAGAGAGAAACCUUCUUCUAUCGCGCACGCCAUCUGCUGCGUUACUUCGUCAACUCUUACAUCUGCAACUUCGGAUGCAAUUGAAUAAUUUGAAAUAAUGAUAUUAUUAUAAAUAUUGGGAUUAUUUGUGUAUUAAUUAUGUUAUUUUGGGAGCGGGAGAUAUAAAAUAAAAUAAAAUUUUGUACAA
Messenger RNA from Ostrinia nubilalis (European corn borer), 855 nucleotides. It is a transcript of the gene P25, whose product is annotated as fibrohexamerin-like. The transcript is spliced from 5 exons. Gene Ontology annotation, molecular function: structural molecule activity. The record is from RefSeq and is a predicted model, not a curated record. Gene Ontology annotation, cellular component: extracellular region. Bases 75 to 752 code for a protein of 225 amino acids. NCBI's taxonomy places the organism in Eukaryota, Metazoa, Arthropoda, Insecta, Lepidoptera, Crambidae.